Fraxinus pennsylvanica is the source of this 687-nucleotide messenger RNA. The record is from the annotation of a GenBank genome assembly. NCBI's taxonomy places the organism in Eukaryota, Viridiplantae, Streptophyta, Magnoliopsida, Lamiales, Oleaceae.
AUGGUGGUCAAGAAACUUUGUUGUCUUCAGUGGAUUAUUCUCUGUUGUCUUCUACUGGCAGCUCUUGUUUGCUCCAAGAAUCAUGGGAACGCUGCAAAUGACCUAAUUGAGAUUAUUAACAAGAAUCGAACAGACAAAAAGCUUUCUCGUCUGAGCAACAGUCGGGGUCUAGGCUGCAUUGCUUUGCAGUAUGCAGAGGAAUGCAAGGGAAACUGCACUGAUAACAAUACUAUACAUUGUCAACCACCAGAAGAUGACUUCACCGAAGUGUUUGCUCCCAACUGUGGUGUUGAACUGCCCACUUUUGGAACCAUAUCUGGCUACAUUUUGGGAUGUCAAAAGAAGUAUCUUGACCCACCAGAAGCAUUCUCACACGCGCUCAUUCAAGACAGGAAAACCCUGUCUCUGUUGAAAAAUCGAUCACAUACUGAAGUUGGAGUAGGCAUAACUGGCAGUCAUAAGCAUAAAGGGCCUUACAUUUGGUGUGUGUUGUUCAGUAACAGUCAGACAAAUACUACAUUUGUUCUUGAAGAUCUUGGCAAAGGAAUAGAGCAAAAGAGUGGAUGUUACAGUGGAUCCAGUAUUCCUUGCAGCAGAGGGCAUAAGAAUACUGAUUUGUUUUCAAAUAUUUGGAUUCUGUUUCUGUAUAUUUUCCCUUUACUUAAUUUUCACCUGAGAUUUUUGUAA